This is a messenger RNA of Eleginops maclovinus (Patagonian blennie), 1427 nucleotides long. It is a transcript of the gene atraid, whose product is annotated as all-trans retinoic acid-induced differentiation factor. The record is from RefSeq and is a predicted model, not a curated record. Gene Ontology annotation, cellular component: intracellular membrane-bounded organelle. Gene Ontology annotation, biological process: positive regulation of osteoblast differentiation. The transcript is spliced from 7 exons. Lineage: Eukaryota; Metazoa; Chordata; Actinopteri; Perciformes; Eleginopidae. Bases 41 to 742 code for a protein of 233 amino acids.
GUCACGUGUCCGCUACAGUAGGAUCAUAUGACUUCAGUCGAUGAAAAUGAAAGCUGGGUGCAGCCAGCUUAAACCUGCAGUGCUUAUUUUGGUCUUUAAUUUAUGUUUUUACGGAAGUUAUCAGGUGACCGAUCUGCAGGUAUGUGAACUCUGCAGCGGGACUAUCCAAAAUGGCACUGCAGUGGGCCGGUUCUGCUCCUCAUCCGCUGGUCGGAUAGAAGGACGCUGCUGCUUGAGAAAUGAAAACACAAGCGACCCUGAACACAUCAUCGGGUUGGAUCUGUCCAACUGUUCACUAACUCAUGUGGAGGAUCUUCAGAGAGCAUCAACAGCAUUAAUGAUAGACCUCUCACUCAAUCCCAUUGUCAACAUCAGUGACACAGCCUUUCAAGGAUUUGUUGAGUUAAAUUACAUGAUUUUACCACAAGACUUAUCUUGUCCAGGAGGCAACACUUCUUGGGUAAAGGUGGAGAUCAAAGAGGGAAAUCGCUUCUGUGAAGGCCAACAAGAUAUGUGCAACCAGAUCGGACAGCUGUCCAUGAACUGCCCGGAGAACUCCCUCUGCGCUCCCUACGGCCCGAGCUUCUUCGAGUGCAGUUGCGCUGACAACUAUCAUGGAUACAAGUGUCUCAGAGAGGGGGAGUUCCCAGUUCUGCAGGUGUUCGGGCCUCUUGGAGCAUCAACAUUUGUGAUCUCUCUCCUGCUGUGGCUCACCCAGAGACGUAAGGCCGAGCCACUCUGAACUGCACAAUGAGUUAUAUUCGAAAGGGAAAAUGCUGACACAAAGUCUGAGGUGACUCCAGGCUUUUUUCUAAACUACAUUUUGUAUUACUUUUGCGUCAGCUUUAUUUCAUUUAGGUACAUUUUUAAAACUGACAGACAUUUUUUAAGCACCAUCAGUGCAAUUUUAGGGGGAAAGCAAGUUGAACAUUUUAAAUAGUUUUACAUUUUGGCAAUAAUACCACUGUUACCACUUUAAUUAUAUUUUUUAAAUGACAAGAUACUAAUGAGCAAGUUAUAUUAAGGGAAUUCUGAGGCUUUGCUCGCUCUUAUCUGUGCUAAACAUGCACUGAAUGUGUGUGCGUUUACAUGAUGGAACUACUUGGAGAAUUUCACAAAGUGUUGCUGCAUGUUGAACAUGUUCUUCACUCACAGCAAAACCAAGUCCUGAUCAAAGAGAUGACAUUUAUUUUUACUGUAUAAAGUUACAUUUUAAAAGAGAGUCGUUGAGAUGAACUACUACAGCACAUUAUCUAGUCUUCACCUGCUUUUCUGAUCUUAAUCUGAACACAUCUGAACUGAUCUGAUAAAAUGCGUUUAGUCACAUGUCAAAUGUCUUGCUGUUGAUUGGAAAGCAGUUUUGAUGCUUCUACCCAAUGAGAUUGAGAGUUUUAAUAAAGUAUUGUAAUAAAAAAUGAAAAACAAAA